AUGGUAUCUAUCAACAUAUUUCUCUUCUUGCACCUCACUGGCCUGUUUCUACUGACAGCCAUCAGCAUUGACAGGUAUGUCUCUGUCCUCUUCCCAAUUUGGCAUAAAUGCCACCAACCGACCUUUCUGUCUACUACUGUUUGUGCCAUUCUUUGGGUCACUUCCUUCCUGUUUUGUCUAACUCCCUACAUUGUCUUUAUAACUAGUCUAUAUGAAAUAUUAUUCAUACUGCUUGCUGUGACUCCCUUGCUUUGCGUCCCACUCAUGAUAAUCUCUUCCCUGAUCCUCUUCAUCAAAGUCUGCUUUAAAUCACCAAAACAUAAACGGGGGAAGGCCUUAACUGCCAUUUUCCUUACUCUCCUCUUCUUCUUUAUAUUUGCUCUUCCAUUGAUUGCAUGUCUUUUCCUCUUCAGUUUUAUAAUUCCUCAUUUCCAGUAUCACAGUAUCACUCGGUACUCUUUCCUAGGUGCAUCUCUAAACAGCAGUGUUAACACCUUCAUUUAUUUCCUGGUUGGGCGAUAAAAGGCAGGCCAAAGAAGGGAAUAGAUGAAAAAUAUCCUUCAAAGGCUUUUCAAGGAGGAAGAAGGGUAUGGAGCAGACACAGACACCACAGUUUAA
Messenger RNA from Sceloporus undulatus (fence lizard), 618 nucleotides. Its product is annotated as proto-oncogene Mas-like. The record is from RefSeq and is a predicted model, not a curated record. Gene Ontology annotation, biological process: G protein-coupled receptor signaling pathway. Lineage: Eukaryota; Metazoa; Chordata; Lepidosauria; Squamata; Phrynosomatidae. Gene Ontology annotation, cellular component: membrane. The transcript is spliced from 2 exons. Gene Ontology annotation, molecular function: G protein-coupled receptor activity.